This is a messenger RNA of Trametes versicolor FP-101664 SS1, 1002 nucleotides long. Its product is annotated as aldo/keto reductase. NCBI's taxonomy places the organism in Eukaryota, Fungi, Basidiomycota, Agaricomycetes, Polyporales, Polyporaceae. The record is from RefSeq and is a predicted model, not a curated record. The coding region runs from base 1 to 1002 and encodes 333 amino acids. Gene Ontology annotation, cellular component: cytoplasm. The transcript is spliced from 10 exons.
AUGAUCAAGACAGCCAACCUCGGAGGUACCGCGAAGGACAUCGUAGUCGCUAAGGUGGCGCAUGGACUAAUGUCGAUGACACGGGUAGACGUUGUCCCUGACGAACUGGCGUUCGAAGCUAUCAAGAGCGGCAUUGACGCCUUGCACCCGGGUGUCAAGAUGAUGUUGAACAGCUCGGAGUUCUACGAUAUCAACUGGGGGACCACCAACCUCGAGCUCCUCGCACGCUUCUAUGAGAAGUACCCGGAGUACGCAGAUAGGACCUUCCUGUCCGUCAAGGCAAGCUCACCCCUUUACGAUCUGCGCCGUAGUGUGGACAAGUGCAUCGCCGCACUCCGCGGUACGAAGAAGAUUGACCUCUUCCAGCCCGCGCGCAUCGACAGGGAGGUGAGUGUGGAAGAUACGAUGCGCACUCUCGUCGAGAUGCUGCACGAGGGCAAGUUCGACCACAUCGGCCUCUCGGAAUGCCGUGCGGAUACACUCCGCCGUGGACAUGCCAUCUAUCCCGUCUCGGUCGUCGAGAUCGAAGUUAGCCCGAUGGUAUAUGAAGAAGAGACCAAGAGAGUCAUCGCUACCUGUGCGGAGCUGGACAUCGCUCUUGCGGCAUACUCACCCCUCGCGCAUGGCAUGACCGCCGGCAUUAUCAAGCAGCGCGAGGAUUUCACUGGUAAACUUAACCGGGCAUCACAUACCAGUCCGCACUCACCAUAUCACCAGAACUGGGACUACACCCGUCGCCUGAUCGACGCCUUCACCUCCCUCGCACCCAAGAAGGGCUGCACCCCCGCGCAACUCAGUAUUGCCUGGGUAGGUUCCCUUGGGGACAAGGUCAUUCCUCUGCCUAGCUCGACGCGCAAGGAGCGGACCCUCGAAAAUCUGUACGGGGCCGACGUCGAGCUUAGUCCGGAGGACUUGGCAGACAUCGCGCGUGUGAUGGAGGAGAACCCUCUGAAGGGAGAUCGCGGGUACGGAGACGCAAUUGAUCUGAAACUAUGGGGAUGA